GAAGCAAUGUCUGCAUCUGAACCCCUAGUACCUUCAUUAGACAAGGAUGAAGUCGACGAACUCAACGCUCUUUUUGACAAGUUCGAUGACAACGGUAACGGUGAACUCGAUGUAGGGGAACUUACCAAACUGAUUAGCAAUCUCGGGGUCAUAGCUAGAGAUGAGGAUUUAAAGAACCUAGUGGACGCAAUUGACGACAAUUUGAGCGGCACGAUAGACUGCUGGGAGUUAGUGAACUAUAUCGACAAAAUAAUGGCCGACGAUUUUACGUCGGAAGAAAUAGUUGAGGCGUUUAACCUGAUGGACGUUGAUCAGGGAGGGGAGAUAUCACUCGAAGAACUGAGAGAUGCAAUGAAAGACGCUGACGUAGGCAUAACUAAAACAGAGAUGGAUUACAUGUUCAGAAAGGUUGAUCGUAACGGAGAUGGUAAUUUAAGCUUAUCUGAGUUCAGAAGCCUACUAAGAAGGAAAGCUACAAAACCAAAAGAAGAUAAAGCUGCAAGCUGAGUCUAGAACCUACUGAAACAAAAGAAACGAAGAGUAUGCCAUCCAAAAAUACAGACUAAACUUUCGAUCUUACGAAAACGGAUAUUCGCCCCAUUUUUGCUAUGAGAAACUAUCAUGUCAAUUGCGAUUAGAGAACAUCAUUGUGUCUUGAAACUCAAGACAACUCAAGACAACUCAAGACAACUCAAGACAACUAAACUUAAGACAACUCAUGCAACAAUGAAUUGUUUCAAAUUGAACUCAGAGUAACGAAUAUCGGAAAAAGGGAAAUGUUGCAUUCUCAAGGGAAGGCUGUAGAGUGUAGAGGAGCACAGCUUAUAAUCUCAGGAGUUAACACUGUCUUG
Molecule: messenger RNA, 851 nt
Organism: Bolinopsis microptera
Lineage: Eukaryota; Metazoa; Ctenophora; Tentaculata; Lobata; Bolinopsidae
Exons: 5
Coding region: 7-507 (166 amino acids)
Molecular function (GO): calcium ion binding
Source: RefSeq, a predicted model, not a curated record